Molecule: messenger RNA, 1011 nt
Organism: Penicillium odoratum
Lineage: Eukaryota; Fungi; Ascomycota; Eurotiomycetes; Eurotiales; Aspergillaceae
Product: glycoside hydrolase family 75 protein
Exons: 6
Coding region: 1-1011 (336 amino acids)
Molecular function (GO): chitosanase activity
Source: RefSeq, a predicted model, not a curated record
AUGCCUUUCAAACACCAUCUUCGCCAAUUAGCUUUGGCCAUAGGGCUCCUGAAUCCAGCCUUGGGUCAGACCGUUGUUGGAUCAGACUACAACAAACCUUCUGCAGGUCCACCGGGAAGUUACUUUGCAGCGGCCACCACUAUGCCAGUGGCUGCUGUAGCCUCUAUUGUUGCAAAAGCCAGUGUCGUUCCCCAGAGCGCAACAUACCGAAUCUAUGAUGAUGGAGACUCCCCUACAGCUACUAUUCAUGCUGACUUUGCUUCUCUCAGCACUGGAGCUGCUUAUGUUUUUGUCGCUGACAUGGAUGUUGACUGUGACGGAAUCGACUCGAACUGCAAGGGAAAUGAUGAUGGCCAACUUCAGACCAACUUUGGCGCUUUGGCAGCAUAUGAAGUACCUUGGAUUGUGAUCCCUAGCAAUUUCUAUGAGAAAUAUAAAUCUGCCCUCCCAGGAAAUAAUGUUGUGGCUGUUAUCUGCGAUGGAAAAAUGUAUUACGGUAUCUUCGGUGAUUCUAAUGGGGAUACCCCGGAAGUUAUUGGCGAAGCUUCCUGGCUGAUGGCUAAUACCUGUUUUCCUGACGAGGAUCUGAACGGAGGCGUAGGCCAUACCCCUGCCGAUGUCACCUAUAUCGUCUUCACUGGAAGUGAUUCUGUUUUGCCCAGCAGUGCUUUGGGCAAUAACUACAUCACCAACUUCUCUAAAUUGAGGAGCAUGGGUGAUAGCCUGGUUAAUGCUUUUGUGUCGGAAUUGGGGAUUUCGGCCACAACCACCACCUUGAAAACGACCACCACUUCGAAAACGACAACCACCAAGACAACUACUGCAACAAUUACCACUACAUCGCCUACCUCCGUUGCUUCAUGCGAUUGGGCAGGACAUUGUGCUGACGCCAUCUGCUCAACUGAUAACGAUUGCUCUGAUCCUUGGGCUUGCAUUGAUGGAGAGUGUGCUGUGGAUUCAAGCAUAACAUGCGACUGGGAGGGACACUGUGCCGGUAAUUCACCUGAUUAA